AUGGGGGGGGGUGUCUCCGCACACCGAGCUUUCGGAGCCCGUUUCAGACGUGGAGUUAGCGGGCCGGAAGCCUGGCGGGUCCGGUCAGAGGCCACGCCCCCGCCCGGUCCCCGGGGUCGGCCCGGCCCGCGGGACCCGGGACUUGGAGGGGCGUCGGCAGGCCCGGGGGUGUCUGUGCCCCCUGCCCCGCGGGGUGUCCCCUUCCAUCCGACGCGGGCGCCCCUGACCCCGGCCCCCUCCCCAGGCGCCGCCCCCUGCGCCCGCGGCAGCUCCUGGAGCGCCGACCUGGACAAGUGCAUGGACUGCGCCUCGUGCCCGGCGCGGCCGCACAGCGACUUCUGCCCGGGCUGCGCAGCCGCACCUCCCGCUCCCUUCGGGUUGCUUUGGCCCAUCCUGGGGGGCGCCCUCAGCCUGGCGCUGGUGCUGGCCCUGCUUUCGGGCUUCCUGGUCUGGAGACGGUGCCGCAGGAGAGAGAAGUUUACCACCCCCAUCGAGGAGACCGGUGGAGAGGGCUGUCCCGGUGUGGCACUGAUCCAGUGACCCAGCUACCGGCGCGGUGCCCACUCGUCAUUCAUUCAUUUUGGAGCUGGCCUUGGCCACCCAGACACAGCCUGAGCCAGGCUCUUCCAACCACAGGGGGUGGGGUGGGGGUGAUGAAUCACCUCCCAGGCCUGAGCCAGGGCUCCGAGGAGCCUUUCUGGGGUGUCUGAUUGCCCUGUCUGGCUCCUAGACAGAGAAGGAGCCUCAUGCUGCCUCAUACAAAGAACCUGCAGUACUUGCACACGGGGGUCUCCUUCCCCCACUGCCCGGCUCACUCCAAGGGCAGACACUACUAGGCACUCAAUGGACUGAAAUUCCACCACCGCGGCUCAGCCCCGGCGUGGGGGGUUAGGAGCCUGUUCUUAACUAGGGGCUGGCCCUCCAUGAGGGCAGGUCCUCAUGUAAACCCUCCCCCAUCCCCCAGGGGGGAGGAGAUAUUUAUUUUGGGGGAGAAACUUUGGA
Messenger RNA from Dipodomys ordii (Ord's kangaroo rat), 1002 nucleotides. It is a transcript of the gene Tnfrsf12a, whose product is annotated as tumor necrosis factor receptor superfamily, member 12A. Bases 1 to 540 code for a protein of 179 amino acids. Gene Ontology annotation, biological process: positive regulation of apoptotic process. Gene Ontology annotation, cellular component: plasma membrane. The record is from RefSeq and is a predicted model, not a curated record. Gene Ontology annotation, molecular function: protein binding. The transcript has 5 exons. NCBI's taxonomy places the organism in Eukaryota, Metazoa, Chordata, Mammalia, Rodentia, Heteromyidae.